AUGGCACCAGCCUCCUCCACCUCCCGCGUUUCCUCAACUGCCGCCGCUCCCCUCACGUGGCGCCCAACAAAGAUCAUGCACAUGCGCGACCUCGCGAAGGACGACGACUUCCUCAGCCAUCUCCUCGUCGAGAAGGUCGGCACAGGCGCAGUGCCCCUCCUCGUCCACAAGAUGGACGCUACCCGCCGUCUCCCUAGGACGGACACCCAGGACAUCAUGCGCAUAGUCCGACGCCUUGUACUCAGCAAGGCCCCAAUACAGCAGACCGUCCGCCAGGCAGUGGACGACCUCCUCUUACUCCCUUCUAUACGCUACUUUCUCAAGUCAUAUACCCAAAAGCAGAUCAACGCCUUUGCCACACACGCCUCCCGUUACUUCGAGUUGUACAAUCCCUCGGGAUCCAUCGAAAUCGCACACACGUCUCGCUACUCCCACCAGACUGGCAAGUCCGAGCUAUGCAUUUUGGCGACACGACCCCUCGCUCCUGGCUCCAUCGUCACGGAGCUCAAAGGCUCAAUGGCCAACCUCACAGAAGAGGAGGACAAGGAGCUCAAGCGGACGGACCUGAGGAAGUCGGACAUUCGCCGCGAUUUCAGCGUCAUACAUUCCAAGUCGAUGAAGAAAAACCACCUGUUUUUAGGCCCGGCCCGAUUCGUCAAUCAUGACUGCGAUAACAACUGCGAAUUAUUGCGUGAAGGAAGAUAUAUCACAUUUAGGGUGCUCAGGCCGAUUGCUAUUGGCGAAGAAAUAACAGCCCACUACGGAGACGGAUAUUUCGGCAAGAAGAAUCGGGAUUGUCUCUGCGAGACCUGCGAGAAGAACGGUCGGGGUGGAUAUGCACCCGAUCGUGACGACCCCGAGAGUUCAGACUCAAGCUCAUCGGAUCCCGAGUCUGACUCCGACUCCGACUCGGAUUCAAGUUCUUCAGAGAGCGAAGAGGAGGUAAAACCUCUGCUCAAUGUCAACGAGCGACGGACACGACGUGGAGUCUAUGCUGUGACAAAACCCCAAGAAGACGACAGUGACGACAGUGAUAACGAUGAAGAGGACGACGAUAAGAUUCCUUUAGCAGAAGCAACGGACAUUCCUGCUGACGGCGAAAUUAAACUAACUGUCGAAAUCGACGCAGGGUCCGACUUGACAUCGCUGGCGCCUUCUACCGCGCCUUCUGACGGAGUGAGCCCUGCAAAGCUGUCCACGCCUGGCCCUAUGACUCCCAAUCGGGGUCUAGGCUUAUCACGAUCCUCAUCUUCCCUCACCGAUUUGACGCCUUCUGUUGCGGGUUCGGCCACCCCUCACAGCACCCAAUCGACGCCAUUCCGCUCGAUUAUCGCGACGCGUCGACAGAAAGCGAAGGAAUUGGAGGAGGCCGAGAGCGCCAGCCGAGCUGGUUCCUCAAGAAUCAAGAGUGCUUCUCGCAGUGCCAGUGUCGAACGUUCUCCGAGACGCCUUACACGCGUUACACGUUCAGUAUCCUCGCUGCGGCUGUCAGAGAAGAAGGGGAAAGGCAAGGCGACACCCACACCAAUUCCGACACCUCUCUCAGAUAAACCAUCGAAGCGGUCAAAGAGCUUGGGCAAGGACGAGCCCAGAGUCAAGAAAGAGGAAUUGGACUCUCGUCUUCUCCGUGUUCGUCCUUCGGUGGGCGUCCCCGAGGCGUCCAAGGAGCCUCCGCGAAAACCAGAGGUACCUCGUGGCCCAGAUGGAAAGCCGUUGCCGACUUGCACCACAUGUUCCAAUGUGUUGCCUUUAAUUUCUGUGGAUUCCAAGGUCGUCUGGGGUUUAGGGCUAGAGGCUAACGGCAAGAAGAAGAAGCACGUCAAGCAAGAAUGCCCUCGUUGUAUUCGUCAUUUUGCCAUCUAUGAAUGCCCCUGGCCAUCUCGGUCUGCCCCACAUGGGACCAUCUCGGUGACGCCGAGAGAGGACUCAGUACCAGCAGACAGUCUCACCAAGAAAGUCACCCAAAAGGGGCUUUCGUUGCUCGAUCGCAAACUUGCUGCUGCAGCUGCCUCGGCCUCGAAGCCGUCAAAGUCCAAGAAACAUCGACGAGACGAAGAAGAGGAAGUUGAAGAGGCGCGCCCGUUGAAAAGACGUAAAUCCGAGCCAGAAUUGGUACUUCCUAAAGGGAGAGUGACGAAGACGUACUCGAGGAGUGCAAGGCGGUACAGGCGCAGUCCGACGCCGGAAUUGCCGAGGAGGCGUGGGCCAGGUCGCCCCCGUCUCGCCUCACCGCUAUUUAAGCACAAGAUAACGAAGGUCAAGGUGGAGGAACCUGCACCGGAAGUGGAGAAGUCGACAUUAAGCCAACCAAGGGCACAGAACGGACGGUUUGGAAAGAAGGACAAGAAGAAGACUCAAGAGGCAACUUCGGCUCGGUCUCAGAGUGAUGGGUCCAUAAGCGACGGGCAGGAAUCGUCGCCCGCUCGCAAGCGUCACAGUGACGAUGUCGAAGUGGGCGACGACUCGCCUCGCAAGAAAGUCGCUAGACGCGACGAGGGAGUAGCUAGCCAGAAGGUCUUACCUCGUCGCUCAUCCGGCUUCUCCGGAAGCCGGCUCUUUUCCAACCCCAGUCCGUUGCAGUUUGCUCUUAAGGCUUGGGCUGGUCCAGUCAUUCUAGACGACUCUUCCUCCUCCUCUUCCUCUUCCGACGAGCAACCCGAGACUCCCGAGGAUGAUCAGUCGCCUGCAGCAGACGUCGUGGAGCCUGAGGAGCUGAGCACUCACCACUUCCUACCGGGCAUGAUGCCCAGGGGUCCUUUGACAUACAAGCCCUCUCCGUUGUCAUUCGCCAAGAACCGCUGGAACGCUGUCAUUCAGGUGGGGAAGACCGAACUGGACGUCAAGCAACCGAUCCCGCGCAAGAGUAGCUACAACUCGGACGGCGAGAACUCUGAGAUCGGUCUUGACCGCGAGAUUACGCACAGCCCACCCCCAGAUGAUGACUAUCCAUCAGUUGACGAUUACUUUCACCAUGGACUACGACAGGUGUAUCCUAUUCUGCCAGCCGACAAUGUGUUCACUCGCUCCAUCCCGAAAACCACCUCAUUUCGCUCCGCAGACCCGCAGACCAAACCUUCCUUCAUCAAUGCCGGCUGGGAUGAUUCGUCGGACGCUUCUGAGGCAUAA
Messenger RNA from Cyclocybe aegerita, 3126 nucleotides. The record is from the annotation of a GenBank genome assembly. Lineage: Eukaryota; Fungi; Basidiomycota; Agaricomycetes; Agaricales; Hemipholiotaceae.